GGGGCCCCCCGAGGCCGGCGUGGCCGCGGCUCCCUGCGCCGUCCUCACGGAGCUACACCCCGGCAGACGCCCGCCCGGCUGCAGGCGUCCUCUGGGGGGUGGUUUGCAGACUCCCGCUGAGCCGCAGAAGAAGCCGGUGGAGAAGAACCCGGAGCGCGUCUGCAUCAGCCCCGCAGCUGCCCUCUACAGGCUCCCGGCUCGCUGCUCCCAGCCUCGGGCACCAUGGACACCUCCCGCGUCCGCGUGCUCCUGUCCCUGCCCGCGCUGCUGCAGAUGGUGGCCGCCGGCAGCCCGCCGAGCCCGGACGCGAUGCCGCUGGGCUGCCCGUCACGCUGUCAGUGCGAGCUGGACGGCAGGAUGCUGCUCAGGGUGGACUGCUCCGACCUGGGGCUCUCGGAGCUUCCCUCCAACCUCAGCGUCUUCACCUCCUACCUGGACCUCAGUAUGAACAACCUCAGUCAGCUACCCCCCAGUCUCCUACACAACCUCCGCUUCCUAGAAGAGUUACGUCUUGCUGGAAACGCUUUGACACACAUUCCCAAGGGUGCGUUCUCAGGCCUUCACAGCCUUAAAGUUCUCAUGCUGCAGAACAACCAGCUGAGACAGGUUCCUUCGGAAGCACUACAGAACUUGCGACGCCUUCAAUCGCUGCGUCUGGAUGCCAACCACAUCAGCUACGUGCCACCCAGCUGUUUCAGUGGCCUGCACUCCCUGCGGCACCUUUGGCUAGAUGACAACGCUCUGACAGAGGUCCCUGUCCAGGCUUUCAGGAGUUUAUCAGCCCUGCAAGCCAUGACCUUGGCCCUGAACAAAAUACACCACAUAGCAGACUAUGCCUUCGGGAACCUCUCCAGCCUAGUAGUCCUGCAUCUCCAUAAUAAUAGAAUCCACUCCCUGGGAAAGAAAUGCUUUGAUGGGCUCCACAGCCUGGAGACUUUAGACUUAAAUUAUAAUAACCUUGAUGAAUUUCCCACUGCAAUCAAGACACUCUCCAACCUUAAAGAACUAGGAUUCCACAGCAACAACAUCAGGUCAAUACCUGAGAAAGCAUUCGUAGGCAACCCUUCUCUUAUCACAAUACAUUUCUAUGACAAUCCCAUCCAAUUUGUUGGAAUAUCUGCUUUUCAACAUUUACCUGAACUAAGAACACUGACUUUGAAUGGUGCCUCACAAAUUACUGAAUUUCCUGACUUAACUGGAACUGCCAACCUGGAGAGUCUGACUUUAACUGGAGCAAAGAUUUCAUCUCUUCCCCAAACCGUCUGUGAUCAGUUACCUAAUCUCCAAGUGCUAGAUCUGUCUUACAACCUGCUCAAAGACUUACCCAGUCUGUCAGGCUGCCAAAAACUUCAGAAAAUCGACCUGCGGCAUAACGAGAUAUAUGAAAUUAAAGGUGGCACUUUUCAGCAGUUGCUUAACCUCCGAUCUCUGAACUUAGCUUGGAAUAAAAUUGCCAUUAUUCACCCCAGUGCGUUUUCUACGUUGCCAUCUCUGAUAAAGCUGGACCUAUCAUCCAACUUCCUGUCGUCUUUCCCUGUAACUGGGUUACAUGGUUUGACUCACUUAAAAUUAACAGGGAACCUUGCCUUACAGAGCUUGAUACCGUCGGCAAACUUCCCAGAGCUCAAGAUUAUAGAAAUGCCUUAUGCUUACCAGUGUUGUGCAUUUGGUGUGUGUGAGAAUGUUUAUAAAAUUUCUAAUCAGUGGAGUAAAGGUGAUAACAGCAGUGUGGACGACCUUCAUAAGAAAGAUGCUGGGUUAUUUCAAGUUCAAGAUGAGCGGGACCUUGAAGAUUUCCUGCUUGACUUUGAGGAAGACCUGAAAGCCCUCCAUUCAGUGCAGUGCUCACCUUCUCCAGGUCCCUUCAAGCCCUGUGAGCACCUGUUUGGUAGCUGGCUGAUCAGAACCGGAGUAUGGACUGCAGCAGUGCUGGCGCUUUCCUGCAAUGCCUUGGUGACCUGGACAGUGUUCAGAGCCCCUCUGUACAUCUCUUCCAUAAAACUGCUAAUUGGGGUGAUUGCAGUAGUGAACAUGGUCAUGGGAGUCCCCAGUGCUGUGCUGGCUGGUGUGGAUGCGUUCACAUUCGGUAGUUUCGCUCAGCAGGGUGCAUGGUGGGAAGACGGCCUUGGUUGCCAAGUCGUUGGUUUCUUGUCCAUUUUUGCUUCCGAAUCAUCCGUCUUCCUGCUCACUCUGGCAGCACUGGAACGUGGUUUUUCUGUCAAGUGUCCUUCAAAGUUUGAAAUGAAAACUCCCCUUUCUAGCCUGAAAGCAAUCAUUUUGCUGUGCAUCCUGUUGGCCCUGACCAUUGCCACGGUCCCCUUGCUAGGAGGCAGUGAGUACAAUGCUUCCCCACUCUGCCUGCCUUUGCCCUUUGGGGAGCCCAGCACCACAGGCUACAUGGUAGCUCUUGUGUUGCUCAACUCACUGUGUUUCCUCAUAAUGACCAUUGCCUACACCAAGCUCUACUGCAAUCUGGAGAAAGGAGAUCUGGAGAAUCUUUGGGACUGCUCUAUGGUGAAGCACAUUGCCCUGCUGCUCUUCACCAACUGUAUCCUUUACUGCCCUGUGGCUUUCUUAUCCUUCUCCUCUUUGCUAAACCUCACGUUUAUCAGUCCCGAAGUAAUUAAGUUUAUACUUCUAGUGGUUGCCCCACUCCCUGCAUGUCUCAAUCCCCUUCUCUACAUUGUCUUCAACCCCCAUUUUAAGGAGGAUAUGGGCAGCCUGGGAAAGCAAACCCAUUUCUGGACAAGAUCAAAACACCCAAGUCUGCUGUCCCUAAACUCUGACGAUGUUGAGAAACGGUCCUGUGACUCAACCCAAGCCUUGGUAGCCUUUACCCAUGCCAGCAUAGCCUAUGACUUGCCUUCCAAUUCUGGGUCAACACCAGCUUAUCCAAUGACUGAAAGCUGUCACCUUUCUUCAGUAGCAUUUGUUCCUUGUCUCUAGUUAAUAUGUGAGAGGAAAGUUUUUAAAAGUUGUAAACCUGAAAAACAAUUUAUAUCAGAGCAGUAGCUUAAAAAAAAAAAUCUGAGCUAAAACCUGGCUUAACACACAAGUAGACAUCGGCUGUGGUGGUACACAUCUUUAAUCCCAGCAUUUGGGAGGCAUAGGCAGGCGGAUCUCUGUGAGUUCAAGACCAGCCUUGUUUAUAAAUCAAGUCCAAGACAACCAGGGCUACACAGAUAAACUCUGUCUCAAACACACACACAAAGACACACACAGACACACACACAUAGACAUCUCAUUAGCAUGGAAAAGCUGGUACCUGUUACUUGAGAAUGAUAAGUCUAAACACUGCUUGUACAAUUUGUUCAGCUAAGAAGAAAAUCCAUCAAGUUACUUGGCUGAUCCCAAUAUAGAAAAGCAGUUUGAAAUGUUCUUCAAAACAGAAACCCUCUGGUUUUUAGUGUAUUCUCUUGAAACUCACCAACACAGUUACUAGUGGUAGGCUAUGGGUGUGUUUCACCAGCAUAGUCACUAGUGAUGACUCAAUGGGUGUAUUUAAAUCCACAAAUUCCUUUUUUUAAAAGGUGAGAGUUUUAAGGAAAAGUAAGGAUUUUUUAAUAGGCUCCAUUGCCCACAGGGUCUCAUCUUAAUGGCCACACAGAGAUGCUUUUGUAUCUUUUUGCCUUUUGUCUGAAAGGGUCCUUCCAAGACACCCAGUUUCUUGGACGGAUAAUGUGAGACAUUUUUGACUCAUAUAUAGAUGUAACAUACUAGGUUUUAUAAAUAAGCACUCAAGGCAUUCUCUCCUGAUGAAACAAAACUGGUUGCAAUGUUUUUGAAAGGAAAAUUAACUUAAAUUGUUCCUAAAGCAAUUACAUCUAGGUAAAAUUUGACCUAUCUGAUUCAUUUUCAAAUUUCUGGUGUCUGAAACACAGGAAGUUCAUUGCCAACGGUGGGUGUACCUAGGAAAGACAGCGAACAAUUGUGGGACUUGUGUUUGUUUCUGAGUGGGGCCAUGCUUUUGGCAAGACGUUAUCAUUGCCGCAAAUGGUGUUGCAUUGUAAGAUGCUCAAAUGCAGGACAUGAGUCCACUGUGUAACUUCACACAGCCCUCUCCUGCAGUGCUAGCAACAAUGCCUCGCAGCACUUUGGACUCAGCAGAAGCUGGGCAAAGUAUUAUUCUUCUAUUUAGCUUGGUUUUAGCUGUGUCCUUUUUGGAGCAACCACUUGACAUGAACAUUGCUUCCCUGCUUAUUCCAUGUUAACACAGGUGUUAGAUGGGUGUUAAAUUGCUGAAUUUGAAAAGUGAAAGGGUUUAUUCUUAACUUCUGUGAGCCUUCACUCGCUUCACUGCACCCAAAUGGAAAGGCUGUUAGGUAGAUUUAUUUUUAUAUAAGCAUGUUUUAUUUUGAUCAGAUGUUUUAAUGUGGAAUUUUUUUAAAAAUACAUUUAUGAGAUGUUUUAUAAGAUGUGUACAUAUAGAAUUGUAUUUAUUACUGCAGUAGAUGAACUGCAGUAGGUGACAUUAAAGAACAUGAUAAUAAACCAUGUACAGUGGUGUAUUCCAAAUAUAUUGUUUCUCUGCCCAUUUUCUUUAAAUGCAUUAAUUGUAUAUAAUAUAUGUAAAUACAUAGUGCUUGUAAAUAGAUUCAAAAUUUGCUUUUCUACUGGGCACAAAAUAAAUUUGUAAUAAAAUGUGUGACUUGCAAAACAAA
Molecule: messenger RNA, 4661 nt
Organism: Psammomys obesus (fat sand rat)
Lineage: Eukaryota; Metazoa; Chordata; Mammalia; Rodentia; Muridae
Gene: Lgr5
Product: leucine rich repeat containing G protein-coupled receptor 5
Exons: 18
Coding region: 223-2946 (907 amino acids)
Biological process (GO): G protein-coupled receptor signaling pathway
Cellular component (GO): membrane
Molecular function (GO): G protein-coupled receptor activity; protein-hormone receptor activity; protein binding
Source: RefSeq, a predicted model, not a curated record